Anoplophora glabripennis (Asian longhorned beetle) is the source of this 979-nucleotide messenger RNA. RefSeq lists its product as uncharacterized. Gene Ontology annotation, biological process: double-strand break repair via nonhomologous end joining. Bases 225 to 962 code for a protein of 245 amino acids. The transcript is spliced from 6 exons. NCBI's taxonomy places the organism in Eukaryota, Metazoa, Arthropoda, Insecta, Coleoptera, Cerambycidae. The record is from RefSeq and is a predicted model, not a curated record. Gene Ontology annotation, cellular component: DNA ligase IV complex; nucleus. Gene Ontology annotation, molecular function: DNA end binding.
AAGAGAACAUUCUUUUACUUAUUUUGUUCUAUGACAUGGAUGUCAGGAUUGUCAGGAGGUCAAAUGGUAUUAAAUUAAUUGUUUAUUCAGUUUCAGCCCUUUCAGCUGUGAACAGUGUGAACUGAUUUGUGGUUCAUUUCAUAGAAAACCCAUAUAGUUUACGAAGUAAAUAAAUUAUUCUUUGUUUUUGUUGUCCCGUAGUUGAGUUUUAUUGAAAUUUUAAAAUGUGGAAAAUUUUUAUUGUUGAAAGUGAUGUAUAUAUAUUGAAAAUUAUUAACAAUGAUGGUAUUUACAAAAUUUCUGUAUCAGACUUAAAGGAAGUUUGGACCAAGGAUUUUUCAAUAGAUGAUAUUAUUACAGAAUUUAAGAAAUGUAAUCCAAAUAUUGUUGUAGAAACUGAAGAGGCAGUUUCUCAAACACUGAAAAUUUUUAAUGAAAUGGAUAAUGCUUUAGUGCAAAUCAACAGAACCGAAGAUAAAAUUGAUUUAGAAGUGAAAUCAGAAGUUAUUGGGAUAAGUGAUUCUAAGUUUAAACUAAAAUAUCAGUUAAGUCUUUUUAAGGAAGAUAUAAGCAAGUUUGCAGAAGAGGUUACGGCUCCCAUGAUUCAUACAAUAAACUACUUAGAAAAACAACAAAAAAUGCUAUGUGAUUUAAUUAAAAAGAAAGAUAGGGAACUAGAGGAAUACAAAAUGGAGAAAGGACUUAUUUCUAGAACUGAUUUAAUAACAGAAAAGUUUGACUCAAAUAUCUUGAAAAAUCCAAGCGAUAAACUUAUGUUAGACACAUGCGGUGAGUCGAGCAAGUUUUGGGAAGGUUUCAUUGACAAAUAUGGGGAUGUAGAAGCAAAGGUUAUGGAAGUCAAAGUGGAUCCUUGGAAUCAAGUUAAAAGGAAAAGGAAAACGUACAAUGCCAAAACAUCUGCAAAAAAAUUUGUAGCUGGUAUUACGUAUAAAAAAGAAUAAUAUAUAUUUAAUAUUGA